AUGAAUAUAAUUAUAUCUCAACAUCGAUAUUGCACCACUGAAGAUGAAACAAUUCGUGUACUUAAUGGUACUCUUCAAGUUUAUCUAGAUGGCUAUCAAUUUUGUGCACCAGCUGGUACAAGUUUUUACAUUCCACGAAAUGUCAUACAAUCACAUCGAAAUCUUGGUUCAAAACCAAUUCAUGUAGAAUUGUUAUUUACACCAUCGAAUAUUGACAAUUAUUUGGAGGAAGUUACUCCUGUUUUUGCCGCACAACCAGUCAAUAUGACUCGAGCAGGUGAACUUGCACGUAAAUUUGGAGUUGUACAUUUACCUGACAUUCCAUGGAAAGAUCUCAAUUGUGCAUUUAACGAUAGCACUCUGCUCAUAUCAUCUCUUCAUAUGACAUUUUUCAUCAUUGUGCUUCAUAUUUUCGUAUUUAUAUGUGAUAAAUUACAAGAAAAUUUUUAA
Messenger RNA from Rotaria sordida, 450 nucleotides. The record is from the annotation of a GenBank genome assembly. NCBI's taxonomy places the organism in Eukaryota, Metazoa, Rotifera, Eurotatoria, Philodinida, Philodinidae.